AUGGGAUUAACUUCAAAAUUAGAAAAGCUUGUAUUGAAGGAUAGCAAUGCUGAACCCCCUGGUAGCUCCCAAUCCACUAGAAGCGCCAAGGACACGGAUGACAUUGAUGAAUUAGAUACCGAAGGACAAUCGAUUCUCAUGGGUAUAAUUGCCCAAUUAAGGCCAGGGAUGGAUUUGACCAGGAUUACUCUCCCAACAUUUAUUCUAGAGAAGAAGUCGAUGUUAGAGAGAAUCACUAAUUUCUUCCAAAUCCCCGAUAUCUUAUUAAAAGCAGACAAGACGGAAGAUGAUUUGGAAAGGUUUGUUCUCGUUGUUGCAUGGUAUUUAGCUAGUUGGCACAUUGCGCCAAAAGCGGUGAAGAAGCCUCUCAACCCUGUCCUAGGUGAAAUAUUCAAUUGCUACUGGGAUGACCUACCUGAUGGAAAUACUGCCUAUUACAUCUCCGAGCAAACUUCGCAUCAUCCACCCAAGUCAUCUUACUUUUACUUAAUGCCAGAGCUGAAAAUUAGAGUUGACGGCGUUCUCAUUCCAAAAUCUCGAUUUUUAGGCAACUCAUCAGCAGCUAUUAUGGAAGGGGUUGGAAGACUCACUUUGGGUCAUCACAAUGAAGUGUAUGAAAUGACCCAGCCUAAUGUAUAUUGCAGAGGAAUUCUUUUUGGAAAAUUGAAAACUGAAUUAGGUGAUCACAUGUAUGUAAAAUGUGAGAAAACAGGAUUCGAAGCAGAUGUAGAUUUUAAGGUAAAAGGCUUCAUUAGUGGUACAUAUGAUGCCAUCGAAGGGGUAAUCAGAGACAGCAAGACUUCCGAAGAUCUAUACAUUAUAUCAGGUAAAUGGAAUGGUGUCAUGGAAAUAAAGGAUGUUCGAACUGGAUCGAAACGAGUUUUAGUUGACUGCGCUGACACUGUGGCACUAAAACCCAAAGCUCGCCCAAUUUCUGAACAGGAACCACACGAGUCUCGUAAAUUAUGGAAGUCUACCAUUGAUGCUUUGGCAGAAAGGGACCAUCAAACAGCUACUCAAGAAAAAUCAAUUGUUGAGAACGAGCAACGUGAAUUGGCAAAGAAGAGAAUCGAGGAUGGUGUCGAAUUUCACCCAAAGUUAUUCCGGCCAGUUAGUGAGAAAGAAAUUGAAAUCCAAGACUUGCAAUAUAUUAUCUACAAAAAAUUCAAUUUGGAAGAUGAACCGCAAGUUUUGAGAGAGAAGGUAUUGGAAAUUGCUCCCAUAUUGCCUGGCCAGAACUUCGAUGAAAAGUUUGAAAUUCCUGCAUUCAAAAAGCAUGAGCAAGACUAG
Hemisphaericaspora subhashii is the source of this 1290-nucleotide messenger RNA. RefSeq names its product OSBP family protein. NCBI's taxonomy places the organism in Eukaryota, Fungi, Ascomycota, Pichiomycetes, Serinales, Debaryomycetaceae. Gene Ontology annotation, cellular component: cortical endoplasmic reticulum; membrane; intracellular membrane-bounded organelle. The transcript has a single exon. The record is from RefSeq and is a predicted model, not a curated record. Gene Ontology annotation, molecular function: sterol binding. Bases 1 to 1290 code for a protein of 429 amino acids.